Molecule: messenger RNA, 615 nt
Organism: Solenopsis invicta (red fire ant)
Lineage: Eukaryota; Metazoa; Arthropoda; Insecta; Hymenoptera; Formicidae
Product: resuscitation-promoting factor RpfA-like
Exons: 3
Source: RefSeq, a predicted model, not a curated record
AUAUCUCAAAGGGUCGACUGCGGAAAAAUGUUGAAAGUGGCGAUGGAGGCUGCCGAUCAAUUAAAUCAUCUGCCUUUGUCACCAUCACCACUACCUGCACUGCCAACUCAGGCACCGCUUGCGGAUGAAAGACCGCUUGCCCCGGUGGAUCAAAGACCGCUUGCCCCGGCGGAUCAAGGACCGCUUGCCCCGGCGGAUCAAGGACCGCCUGCCCCGGCGAAUCAGGCCCCGCCUGUCUCGGUGGCUCAGACCCCGCCUGUCUCGGUGGCUCAGACCCCGCCUGUCUCGGCGGCUCAGACCCCGCCUGCCUCGUUGGCUCAGACCCCGCCUGCCUCGUCGGCUCAGACCCCGCCUGCCUCGGACACUCAGACCUCGUCUGUCUCGGCGGAUCAAACAUUGCUCACCACAGAGGAAAAAAAAAGUAAGUUAUAUAGUCUCGAUGGCAAAAAGCUGGCCAACGCCGUGGAAGAGCACGGUGGUGGUGGGGUGGAGGGCGAGGAAGAGGUCAGCGUGGAGGACGAGGAAGAGGUCGGGGUGGAGAACGAGGUGGAGGAAGACGUGGUGGAAGAGGGCGAUAAACUUGAUUAUGGAAUUAACAAAGAUAACAACAAUUAG